GGACGAUUUGGACGACAAGCCAAAGGGUGGCAGAGGCUCUGCUCAGUCCUCUUUCCUGUUGAGUUUCCUGACAUCCAUAUACUCUGGAAACCGCCCAAGAAAUGCUGCUCAUGGCAAGAAAGGAAAAGGGUCUCUUGGGUUCCGACGUUGAUGUGGAGAUUCAGGGGGAAGUAUCUGCUGUUGAGAACUUCCUUGCCCUUAACAGAAUCAGUCCAAACCCUCGAAGGAUCAUUCCCAUAACAAGUUCAAGGCAACCGUUUGUGUGUUUUACGGAGCGUAACCUUGUUGGGUUCUUUUUCAGUCGUGGAGGGGUUCUGAGAGCUCAGGUUCAGGAACUGGUCGGUACCAUCUGCACUUCUAUUGCAGAUGCCCAGGAGCAUAUAGGCAAUAUGGAACCUGGGAUUCUCAUCAAAAAAUUCCUGGCUGAUAUUGGUCUCAAGGGCCUGACCAGUCGCCAGCGGCGAAAAGCAGGGCAUCGUGGGGCAAUCGAGUUGCUAGACCUUGAGGAACUCGAGACCGAUCUUCAUAUGUUGGACAGCAAGGACUUCCGACCGGAACUUAUCUCACCAAGAAGUAUGUCCCAAGGGGGACAGUGCGGACCGAUGGCUUCCAUCUACAGCAAUUAUGUUUUAAGCGCAGAGAGCUUCUGUCAGUCAAGUGGAAACGGCUUCCUCAAGAUCGAUUGCCACGACGAUUGACUACGACACUCCAUGGAACCGGCGACCACCUGACUGAAAUUCGAAACGUCCUUGGAAGCAAGGAGGACAUAGCACAACUUUGGCCAGAUGUCGAUCCCCGUGACAUCAAGACACUCACCCUCGAUGCCGGUCAGGCUUUUGUAGUAGGCGCCUACGCACAUCUACCACAAUCAAGCAAAGGCAAGGAUCCAGUGCUUGGUGCUGUAUCAACCUUUGAGGCCCCGUCCACCAUUGCGUCUCCUACAACACCAAUGGCACCACC
Molecule: messenger RNA, 960 nt
Organism: Gamsiella multidivaricata
Lineage: Eukaryota; Fungi; Mortierellomycota; Mortierellomycetes; Mortierellales; Mortierellaceae
Exons: 2
Coding region: 102-698 (198 amino acids)
Source: RefSeq, a predicted model, not a curated record